Wallemia ichthyophaga EXF-994 is the source of this 1593-nucleotide messenger RNA. Its product is annotated as GTPase-activating protein GYP5. The record is from RefSeq and is a predicted model, not a curated record. NCBI's taxonomy places the organism in Eukaryota, Fungi, Basidiomycota, Wallemiomycetes, Wallemiales, Wallemiaceae. The coding region runs from base 1 to 1593 and encodes 530 amino acids. The transcript has 3 exons.
AUGACAGACAUUGAUACAGACUUUAAUAGUAUUUCACUGCUAUCCAAUCAUAACAAGGAAAAUGCCAUGACUUCAAUUGCUAUACCCAAAUCAUCCACUUCUCUAAAAGAUAACGAUAUCGAUGAUAGCAACCAUAAUGAGAGGAAUGAGAGUUCGCCAAGAGGCAGGCAUACAAAAAUGCGUUCCUUGAGCAAUCCCGCAUCUGAUUUGGAUACGGAUACUGGCUUGUUGUUACGCAGAGUUGAUGAGACUGCCUCUACAUCAAGGAGGCAUUCAUUACAUAAAGGGAAACAUAAUAUUAUACACGCUAUCGAAGAAAACGAUAAGGGCUCUUCUGAUAUCGACUGGCAGUUCUGGGGCGAAGUGAUGGCUAACUACGAGGACGUAGCUCAUAACCAACCGCAUGCGCUCUCCAAGGCUAUUCAGAAGGGUAUACCCAAGGAAUUACGCGGAAUGUUGUGGCAGCUCAUGAGUAGCUCCAAGAACCCAGAUCUAGAAGCAUUAUACCAAGAAUACCUAAAGUUGUCAUCAGUAAAUGACAAAGCGAUACAUAAAGAUCUUUCACGCACAUUCCCGGCGUUGGAGUACUUCCAGGACCCAGAUUCAGUAAAUUGGCUUUUCAACGUGGCCAAAGCUUACUCACUUUAUGAUGUGGAGUGUGGAUAUACCCAGGGAAUCCUAUUCGUUAUAGGUCCUCUUCUGUUAAAUGCGCCAGAUGAAGAGGCCUUUGGACUGCUAAUCAGAUUAAUGCAAUCUUAUGAUCUGCGUGGUCACUAUCUACCUGAAAUGCCUGGUUUACAUUUGAGACUUUUCCAGUUUGAUAGACUAUUGGAAGAGUUUUUACCCAUGGUGUACACGCACCUCACUAAACAAGGUGUCAAAUCUUCGAUGUAUGCUUCUCAAUGGUUUAUGACACUUUUUUCGUAUCGCUUUCCACUCGACAUUGUCUACAGGAUAUUCGACAACAUAUUCGCUGAAGGUAUAGAGGCUAUUUUUAGGUUUGGCAUAGGAUUGAUGAAAAAGAAUGAAGACAAAUUACUGUCUCUGCAAUUUGAAAAUAUAGUCGACUUUCUCAAAGAGGGAAUGUUGGAAGCAUACAGAAUACCACGAGAUACCACAACUAGGGCAGGAUCAGUGUCACUGCAGGCACCUCUACUCAGAGGGACAUCACACAGCUCACCACACUCGAGUAUAAGCGGAAGCGUCUCCCCCAGACUAGCUACUUCAGCGGAUAGCGGUGAAUGGGACUGUGAUUCAUUAGUCUCAGAUGCUUAUGAUGUCAAGAUAACACCAUUCCAACUAGAUUCUUAUGCUUCUGAAUGGGCUGAGACUUGUUACAAUGUCAACAAACACGCGCAUGAAGUCGAUGAAUUGAGACUGGCAAAUAGAGGUCUGUCUUCGCAGAUAAAAAAACUGGAGGCUAGUCUUACGCAGAUCAACGGAGAGCAUUGCGAGCUGGUUAAAACUCUCGUCAAUAUAAGAAUCGAGAAAGAUGAGAUGGAGGAAUCUCUAAUCAACAAGCUAGUCAGGGCACAGAUGGAGAAGGCAGCAGCAGAGGAGGAGCUUCAACGCAUGAGAGAGCACAUCAGGUGA